AUGAUAGAGUCCUACAUUCCCCAGGAGUACCUCCAGUACUUCCAGUACUUUCCGGAUGCCCAGAAGGUGACGAAUGCUAUCAUCCUGCUGACCCCUUUGUUCACCUACGGGUUGGCCUGCUGGGGAAUAUAUAGAAACAAGUCCUCCAUGGGCUUUUCCAUAGACAUCUGCUUGUCCAUGCUUGUGCUGUCCAUCCUCAGGAUCCUAUAUUACUUUGUGACUCCAUACGAGAUAUCGCUACUACGCCAGUCAUUUUCCAUGGUUUUCAUCCAGUGUUUGCUUCUAAGAACGUCGUUGAAGUACAGACCGAGUAACUACAACCCGGAUAACUUACCGGAGCUUCCAGACUUGCUGGAGGAGCUAAGCCAGGUUCCAAAAGCAUUGGUAUCUCCCUACUCGUACGACCAGUCAGAAUUCUACAUCCACCUGAUCUCGUCGGUGCUUCAGUGGAUAUCUGUUUGGGGCAAGCAGGGACUUCGGCUUUUUGACGUUUACUACAAGAGGCCUGGGUGUUUCUGGCAAUGGAUAGAGCAACACAAAUAUUGGCUGUUCAUUGGCAAAUUCACGUUGCUUUUCACGGUUCUUACUGUGUUCUUUCAAAAGUCAGAUGCAUUUGGUUCCACCAUAGGCUUUAUUGGUCUCUUCGUCGAGUCGCUCCUUCCACUCCCACAAAUAUUGCUCUUGAAUAGACUUGGCCUGGUCAAAGAUUUCAAACUGGUUUUAUUGGUCCUGUGGCUCUGCGGUGACCUUACCAAAUUGAGCUACUUGUUUUUCGGAACGUCCCAAAUCUCCAUCAUAUUUAUACUCGCAGCAUUGUUCCAAAUGAGCUUGGAUCUCGUCAUUCUUUACCAAUAUUUCCAUUUCAAAAAGUCUGAUCAGGCUGCUCCUGAAAUCCCCUUGUACAACAUCCCCUCGUCAUAG
This is a messenger RNA of Candidozyma duobushaemuli, 921 nucleotides long. RefSeq lists its product as uncharacterized. The transcript has a single exon. The record is from RefSeq and is a predicted model, not a curated record. Gene Ontology annotation, biological process: phospholipid translocation; retrograde transport, endosome to Golgi. The coding region runs from base 1 to 921 and encodes 306 amino acids. Gene Ontology annotation, cellular component: trans-Golgi network; endosome. NCBI's taxonomy places the organism in Eukaryota, Fungi, Ascomycota, Pichiomycetes, Serinales, Metschnikowiaceae.